Messenger RNA from Dioscorea cayenensis subsp. rotundata (Guinea yam), 1227 nucleotides. RefSeq lists its product as uncharacterized. Lineage: Eukaryota; Viridiplantae; Streptophyta; Magnoliopsida; Dioscoreales; Dioscoreaceae. The transcript has a single exon. The record is from RefSeq and is a predicted model, not a curated record. The coding region runs from base 1 to 1227 and encodes 408 amino acids.
AUGCUACUUCAUGGAUGGGAGGACGCAAUCAUAUGCAGAGCAUUUCCGCUUACCUUAACUGAGCAUGCACGUAUAUGGUUUAAUAAUCUGAAGGAAGGAUCAAUUUCAAACUUCAAUCAGAUGAGGAAGGAAUUUAUAAAUGUGUUCCUCAUUAAUGCUAGAAGAUAUAAGGACGCUUCAUACCUUCUGACUAUUAAACAAGAUGAGAAAGAGAACCUGAAGGACUAUGUUGAAAGAUUCCGUGCCGCUACCUUAGAAGUACAAGAUCUUCAAGCCACAGUAGCAGUAUCACGAAUGCUUCAAGGGACAAGAUCAAGAAAUUUUCAAAAAUCUCUUUCCCCUAAUCAACCCCUUACUCUUGGAGAUCUAUUCAAUCGGGCUACUAAGUUUAUCCUUUCAGAGGAUGUCAUGAGGCACAUCAAUACUGGAAAUAGAGAUAAGAAAAGAAAAGAUAGAGAUAAAACUAAUUAUGAAGGGAGAAGGACUGGAAGAGGAAAUGAACACAGACAAAUUCCAAAGCUCAAAUUUGAGAACUUCACACCAUUGAGCCAACCACGUUCUACCAUCCUGCCAAGAAUAGAAGGAUCUGGUCUCCUUGCCUUUCCUCCUAAGGCAAACGAGACAAUAGGAAAGUUUACAGACGCAUACUGUAGGUUUCACAAAACCCAUGGACAUUCAACUGAUAGAUGCAGAGAACUGAUGAAUGAGAUUGAAUCACUAGUGCACCAAGGAAAGCUUAACAAAUUUGUCUACUCAGAAGCAUGGAGAAACGAGAAACCGUCUUACUUAAAAAAGGAAAGAUAUGAAGAUAACAAAGGGAUGAACGAUAAAAAAGAUUCCAAGAUGACUGAGAAAACCCCCCCCAUUUUAGACAACAAGCCAUCUCACCCAGCAAUAUAUGUUAUUAUUGGUGGUGAAACCUUAGCAGGUAAGACUUCUAUAUCAAGGAAGGCUUAUGCAAGGCAAGCUUAUGAAGUUAAAAGCAUCAUGAAAACUCAAGAGAAUAAAGAACCAAUUACUUUUACUGCCGAAGAUCAAGGAGAUGUAGUCAUGCCCCAUGAUGAUGCAAUGGUUAUUUCCGAAACUAUUAUGAAGUUCCCAGUAGAGAGAAUUCUCAUUGAUAAUGGGAGCUCUGUAAACCUUAUCUAUUGGAACUUCUUUGAGAAGAUGAAUCUAUCAUAUGAUAGAUUGAAGAAGGUGUCAUCCCCACUAUUUAGCUUCUCAUGA